Molecule: messenger RNA, 2494 nt
Organism: Perca fluviatilis (European perch)
Lineage: Eukaryota; Metazoa; Chordata; Actinopteri; Perciformes; Percidae
Gene: prkci
Product: protein kinase C, iota
Exons: 18
Coding region: 262-2028 (588 amino acids)
Biological process (GO): protein phosphorylation
Molecular function (GO): protein serine/threonine kinase activity; protein binding; ATP binding
Source: RefSeq, a predicted model, not a curated record
CGCAUUCCGACAAUGGACUCGUCCGUCGUAAGGCCUUUGCAGUAGGGAGUUGUUUGGCGGACCCCGCAAGUUUUUCUUUACUUUUCAUGUUAUUGUUGUGUCUCUAAAGAAGCCUACAUUGUUCAUUUUUAUCAACACUUGUCUCGUUGUUCACUCGGUGUGUCGACGGACUUUAAAAGCAAGUGUUUUGUGCGUGGUACACAACUAGCUAGAGAGCGAAAGAAGGAAGGAAGGCAUCGGAGACUGGGACUGGCUGAGCUUAUGAUGCCGACGUUGCGGGACAGCACCAUGUCCCACCCCGGCGAGAAUUCCCACCAAGUCCGGGUGAAAGCGUAUUAUAAAGGGGACAUCAUGAUCACUCAUUUUGAGCCGUCCAUCUCAUACGAGGGUCUGUACGGGGAGGUUAAGGACAUGUGCUCCAUGGACAACGACCAACUCUUCACCAUGAAGUGGAUCGACGAGGAAGGUGACCCCUGCACCGUGUCGUCUCAGCUGGAGUUGGAAGAAGCUCUGCGUCUCUACGAAGUCAACAAAGACUCGGAGCUCAUUAUCCAUGUGUUCCCAUGUAUACCAGAGAAACCUGGUAUGCCGUGUCCGGGAGAAGACAAGUCUAUAUAUCGGCGUGGAGCCCGGCGCUGGAGAAAGCUCUACUAUGCCAGUGGUCACGCCUUUCAGGCCAAGCGCUUUAACAGGCGGGCCCACUGUGCCAUCUGUACAGACCGGAUCUGGGGUCUGGGAAGACAAGGCUACAAAUGCAUCAACUGCAAACUGCUGGUGCACAAGAAGUGCCAUAAACUGGUCACAGUGGAGUGUGGUAGACCGAUGAUCCAGGAACCAAUCAUGCCCGGCCAACCAUCGAGUCAAUUAGACCAGACUGAACAGCCAGGCCCUCAGAAUAAAGACUCCAGAGAAAGCUUGACUUACGAUGGAGAAGAGAAGGAGGCGCGGAGCAGUAGAGACACAGGAAAAUCGCCUUCCAGCCUGGGCCUGGCAGACUUUGAUCUGCUGAGGGUGAUCGGCCGAGGCAGCUACGCCAAGGUGCUGUUGGUGCAGCUGAAGAAGACGGAGCGCAUCUACGCCAUGAAGGUGGUGAAGAAGGAGCUGGUCAAUGACGAUGAGGACAUCGACUGGGUCCAAACAGAAAAGCACGUUUUCGAGCAGGCCUCCAAUCAUCCCUUCCUGGUUGGCCUCCACUCCUGUUUUCAGACAGAAAGCAGACUUUUCUUUGUUAUUGAAUAUGUGAACGGUGGAGAUCUCAUGUUCCACAUGCAGAGACAAAGGAAACUCCCCGAAGAACACGCCAGAUUUUACUCGGCAGAGAUCAGUCUGGCGCUCAACUACCUCCACGAGCGGGGAAUCAUCUACAGAGAUCUGAAGCUGGACAACGUGCUGCUGGACUCUGAGGGACACAUCAAGCUUACGGACUACGGCAUGUGCAAGGAGGGCUUGAGACCUGGCGAUACAACAAGCACUUUCUGUGGUACCCCCAAUUACAUUGCCCCUGAAAUACUCAGAGGAGAGGAUUACGGGUUUAGUGUGGACUGGUGGGCGCUGGGCGUGCUGAUGUUUGAGAUGAUGGCAGGCCGGUCGCCCUUUGACAUCGUCGGUAGCUCUGACAACCCAGACCAGAACACAGAAGACUACCUCUUCCAAGUAAUAUUGGAAAAACAGAUCCGAAUCCCCCGCUCUUUGUCAGUCAAAGCUGCCAGCGUUCUCAAGGGAUUCCUCAACAAGGAUCCCAAGGAGCGUCUAGGCUGCCACCCUCAGACAGGUUUUGCCGACAUCAUGGGCCAUCCAUUCUUUCGAAACGUUGACUGGGACCUUCUGGAGCAGAAGCAGGUGGUCCCUCCUUUCAAGCCCAACAUCUCAGGGGAAUUCGGACUGGACAACUUUGACGCCCAGUUCACCAACGAGCCCAUCCAGCUCACGCCUGAUGAUGAUGAUGUGGUCAAGAAGAUCGACCAGUCUGAGUUUGAAGGAUUUGAGUACAUCAACCCACUCCUGAUGUCAGCGGAGGAGUGUGUGUGAGAGAACGCGACGUCUGUGCUCGUACACACCUCCCACACAUACACACACACACACAAACACACACACACAAUCAUGCACGUGUUACGUGGCGUCUCAGUGUCUUCAAGCUGCAUGGUUACGAGACAACCCGGCGACAUCAACCUUCUGUUCGAGGGCCGCACAUGCACAGCAGAACGCUUUUUUUGCCAAAACCAGUCUCACACUCUGCCAUUUAUAACCACUUGCCCUUAAGCCUACCUUCUUUUUUAAUUAUUUUUAUAUCAUGUAAAUCUGCACUGAUAUCGAUUUUCUCAUCGGGGUCUCUUUAUCGGGAGCCAAUGAGGCUACAGAGUCCUUAAAGGUUGCUGUACACAGGGGCAGGGGAUGAGGCACAGCCCUUGACAGAUUGACUGAACAUCCUCUCGUUCCAGCUGGUCGGGUGUUUUCAAUGCUUAUUUUAUUUGUGUGUGUAUGUAUGUAUGUAUAU